This is a messenger RNA of Odobenus rosmarus divergens (Pacific walrus), 991 nucleotides long. RefSeq names its product V-set and transmembrane domain containing 4 (gene VSTM4). The transcript has 8 exons. Lineage: Eukaryota; Metazoa; Chordata; Mammalia; Carnivora; Odobenidae. Bases 32 to 991 code for a protein of 319 amino acids. The record is from RefSeq and is a predicted model, not a curated record.
GGGCGUCACAGCGCCGGGUGGCGGCGGGGAGAUGCGGCUCCUGGCGCUGGCGGCGGCCGUGCUGCUGGCGCGGGCUCCGGCCCCGGAGGUGUGUGGGGCCCUCAAUGUCACUGUGUCCCCGGGGCCUGUGGUUGACUACCUGGAGGGGGAAAAUGCCACUCUUCUCUGCCAUGUCUCCCAGAAGAGACGGAAGGACAGCUUGCUGGCCGUGCGCUGGUUCUUCGCACGCCCCAACUCCCCGGAAGCCUUGAUGGUUAAGAUGACCAAGCUCCGUGUGGUGCAGUACUAUGGGAAUUACAGCCGCAGCGCCUUCCGGCAGAGGCUGUGCCUCCUUGAGGAGAGGCGCGGGGCACUCUACACACUCUCGGUUUUGACCCUCCGGCCAGCAGAUCAAGGGCAUUACGUCUGCAAAGUCCAGGAAAUCAGCAAGCACAGGAAUAAGUGGACCGCCUGGUCCAACGGCUCCUCAGCGACGGAAAUGAGAGUGAUUUCCCUCAAAGCUUCUGAAGAUUCAUCCGUUGAGAAAAAGAAAGAGACCUGGGCAUUUUUUGAAGAUCUCUACAUAUAUGCUGUGCUCGUGUGCUGUGUGGGGAUCCUCAGUGUCGUCCUCUUCACCCUGACCAUCAUCUGGCAGUCUGUAUUUAGCAAGAGGAGAGCCAGAGCGAGGCAUUAUUUGGUGAAAUGUCCUCAGAACAGCUCAGGGGAGACCGUGACCAGUGUGACCAGCUUGGCCCCACUGCAACCCAAGAAGGGCAAGAGGCGGAAGGAGAAGGCUGACGUUCCUCCUGCAGUGCCUGCCAAAGCUCCCAUAGCUACCACAUUCCAUAAACCGAAGCUGCUGAAACCACAAAGGAAAGUCGCCCUGCCGAAGAUUGCCGAGGAGAACCUGACCUACGCUGAGUUGGAGCUGGUCAAACCCCACCGGGCUGCCAAAGGCCUCCCCACCAGCACUGUCUACGCCCAGAUCCUCUUUGAGGAGAACAAGUUGUAA